Xenopus laevis (African clawed frog) is the source of this 1615-nucleotide messenger RNA. It is a transcript of the gene glul.L, whose product is annotated as glutamate-ammonia ligase L homeolog. Gene Ontology annotation, cellular component: cytosol; cytoplasm; mitochondrion. The record is from RefSeq and is marked provisional. Gene Ontology annotation, molecular function: glutamine synthetase activity; catalytic activity. NCBI's taxonomy places the organism in Eukaryota, Metazoa, Chordata, Amphibia, Anura, Pipidae. Gene Ontology annotation, biological process: L-glutamine biosynthetic process.
AACAAACUUGCUGAGGAAACGAAGAUCGGGGCUUCUUCCCUUGCUCAUAAGAUCAGCUGCCGCCAUGUCCGUCUCCCACAGUUCGAGACUCAACAAGGGGGUGAGGGAACAGUACAUGAAACUGCCCCAAGGAGAAAAGGUCCAGGUCACCUACGUGUGGAUCGACGGCACCGGGGAAGGAGUGAGGUGCAAAACCAGGACUCUGGAUCAGGAACCCAAAACCAUAGAUGAAAUCCCAGAAUGGAACUUCGAUGGAUCCAGUACUCACCAAGCAGAAGGCUCAAACAGUGACAUGUAUCUCAUCCCAGUCCAGAUGUUCAGAGACCCAUUCUGCCUGGACCCCAAUAAACUGGUUAUGUGUGAAGUCUUGAAAUACAACCGCAAGUCUGCAGAGACCAACCUGAGACACACAUGCAAGAAGAUCAUGGAGAUGGUGAAUGACCACCGCCCGUGGUUUGGAAUGGAGCAGGAAUACACCUUGCUGGGCAUUAAUGGGCACCCGUAUGGCUGGCCAGAAAAUGGUUUCCCAGGGCCACAAGGUCCCUAUUACUGCGGCGUUGGAGCGGACAAGGUGUAUGGCCGGGAUGUGGUAGAGUCGCAUUAUAAGGCCUGUCUGUACGCUGGCAUUAAAAUCUGUGGCACCAACGCAGAAGUCAUGCCCUCGCAGUGGGAGUUCCAAGUGGGUCCGUGCGAAGGUAUCGACAUGGGGGACCACCUGUGGAUGGCCAGGUUCAUCCUUCAUCGGGUCUGUGAAGACUUUGGGGUGGUGGCGACUCUGGACCCCAAACCCAUGACCGGAAACUGGAACGGAGCCGGGUGCCACACCAACUACAGCACGGAGAGCAUGAGGGUGGAAGGAGGACUCAAACACAUUGAAGAUGCCAUAGAGAAGCUGGGGAAGAGACACGACUACCACAUCUGCGUCUACGACCCGCGGGGAGGGAAAGACAACUCCCGGAGACUCACCGGCCAACACGAGACGUCGAGUAUUCACGAGUUCUCGGCCGGCGUGGCCAACCGGGGCGCCAGUAUCCGCAUCCCGCGUCAGGUGGGCCAGGAAGGCUACGGCUACUUUGAAGACCGACGGCCGGCAGCCAACUGCGACCCCUACGCAGUAACCGAGGCGCUGGUCAGGACCACCAUCCUGAACGAAACCGGCAGCGAGACCAAAGACUAUAAGAACGGAGCUGGAUUCUCCCGGGCAAUCGGUAUGGCAUCUCCCCGAGACGCCGCUGUGUUUUAACCCGUUAGUCUCCCGACACUACUUGAAUUCUUGUGAAGUAAAAAUUCCUUUGGAAAGGAGGGGCAUUCCUAGAACCAGAGACCGUAACAUGGUUUCUCCCGUGUUAUCUGCCGAGAUGGAGGGCCAAUUUGGGCAUGGGGGGGGGGGGGUUGCACAGAUUUUAUAGGAUAAGAACAAAGCAAGUGACCUGCUGAAAUGUGGCCAGUGCCAAGUGAUUCCUUCAGUUGAUCCCUUUUGGGGAGGGCAGAAUUGUUAAUUGGCUCCUCUUGGAGCUCGGGCUUUAUAUAAAACGACUGAUAGGGUCUUGUACCCGCCAUAUGACUGUAUUCCAUUGUAUUGUUUUUACUGUCUAAUAAAAAUUUUAAACUUUAA